CUUCAAAUGCACAUUACAACUGCAACUAAAAUUAGGAAAUAGUAUCCGAAUACUCCCAUUAGCGAAGCCAAUCGAGCAAAUGCCAAACGUCAAAAAAUCGAACAAACCCCCAAAAAAUCCACAUCGAAUUCAUUUAUCUGUAUCUAUCAUUAGAUUCGAAUUGUACAGCAAUUAAAUCGCAAACUUAUCGAAUCGAACUCGACGCAACGACCAAGGUCGACGGGAUACGGUUCGUUAAAAACACAAAACGCGAUGAUAUCCAAACAGCUACCGCAGACAAUGACUACCAGUCCGCACAUACCGAGGGCCAAAUUGGACCACGCGUCCGUCGUCGACCUGGACAGCGGCUCCGGCGGCCUGGUGGAGCGCACGAGGAGCGUCUUCAGGAGCGGCAGGACCCUCCCGGCCUCGUUCAGGCGGCAGCAGCUCCAGAACUUGAUGCGGAUGCUGGACGACGAGCAGGAGACGCUGCUGAAAUGCCUGCACGAGGACCUGAGGAAGUCGAAGCACGAGAGCCUCGUCAGCGAAAUCUUCAUCGUUAAGCACCAGAUCAAGAAGCAUCUGAGCAAUUUGGGGAAGUGGAUGAAGCCGGAGAAAGUUCCGAGGACUUUGGAGAAUUUCUUCGACGAUUUGUAUAUUUAUAAGGAACCGUACGGUGUGGUUUUAGUGAUCGGUGCUUGGAAUUAUCCUAUAUUGGUUCUCUUGGCUCCUGUCGUCGGAGCCAUAGCAGCUGGAAACUGUGUAAUAAUAAAACCAUCAGAACUCGCCCAAGCGACCAGUCACGCCUUAGAGACUCUACUUCCCAAAUACCUAGACAAUGAAUGUUAUCCAGUAUUUACAGGAGGUCCAGAAAAAACCUCCGAACUACUCAAAGAAAGAUUUGAUUACAUCUUCUACACAGGAUCGUCCCAGGUAGGAAAAUUGAUCCAUCAAGCCGCCUCUCGUUAUCUCACCCCCACGACUCUGGAGCUGGGCGGCAAGAGCCCCGUCUACGUAGACGCCUCGGCUAACCUCCAACUAGCAGCCAAAAGGCUCUUUUGGGGGAAGAUUCAAAAUUCCGGACAAGUCUGCAUCGCUCCCGACUACGUCCUCUGCACCAAAGACGUCCAAAUAAAACUGCUCGGUUACAUCGAAAAGGCGAUGAAAGAGUUUUUCCAAGGUACGAUAAAAAACAGCCCGGAUUUCGGGCGGAUCAUCAACCAAAGGCACUUCGAGCGGCUGACGCAGCUGCUGAAGAACCAGAACAUCGCCAUCGGCGGGCACAUCGACGCCGACGAGCGGUUCAUUUCGCCGACGGUGCUCAUCGACGUGCAGCCCGGCGACAGGAUCAUGCAGGAGGAGAUAUUCGGGCCGCUGUUGCCCAUCGUGAACGUCAGCGGCGAGGACGAUGCCAUCGAAUUCAUCAACAGCAGGGAGAAACCGCUGGCUUUGUACGUUUUCACCAACAACUCCGGCACGAAGAAGAAGUUUUUGGAGAGGACGUCCAGCGGAGGGGUGACCAUUAAUGAUACUAUUAUGCACCUGGUGGCUGAGGGGUUGCCGUUUGGCGGCGUCGGGCAAUCUGGUAUGGGUGCUUAUAAAGACAGAGCUUCCUUCGAUACAUUCGUUCAUAAGAAAUCUGUGUUGUCGAGAUCUUAUAAUAUUUUAGGUGAAAAAAUCGAAUCGGUGAAAUAUCCUCCGUACAAGGAGUUUAACACGAAAUUCCUCAAAACAGCGAUAUUGCAUAACAUGGGAUUACCCACGAAGUUUAUUGGACAUGUUCUGACAUACACUUUAGGCAUAAUAACAGCAGUAUCGGCUUAUUAUAUUUAUCAUUACGUAGAAGACAAAUAAGGAUAUAAAAAAAUUAGUAAGUUUAUAUGGUUGUGAUAGUUUUUAAUACACUUGUAAUUCAACA
Messenger RNA from Phyllotreta striolata, 1897 nucleotides. The record is from the annotation of a GenBank genome assembly. Lineage: Eukaryota; Metazoa; Arthropoda; Insecta; Coleoptera; Chrysomelidae.